CGGGAUCCGUGAAAGUCUCGAUUUACAUUUUUAUACCUUCCAAUCUUCUUUCCUUGGUUUGGUUUAAAAAACAAAAAUUACGAAACAGAAAGCAUUGUCUUGCUUAUGUUUCUGUAGUCCAGUAUUAAUAAUCUCGUAAUGUAGGUUUUAUUUUGCUUAUUUUUAUUAUGAAUUGCAGUAUAGACCACAAAAAAAGACCUAUAUCAUCCAGGCUCUCACUAAGACUUUCGGAAAUUAAACAGAAGAGGCAAAACGUAGCUAUCAAUGAGUUAUCUAUGAAAUCAAGCUGUGCUGAUAAUUGUGAUUUGUUAAUAGAAUGCUCUCAGAAACCCAUAGGUAAUGCAACUUCUAAAGUUGAUGAAAAGUUUUUCUUCCAGCCUUGUAUUGUGUUAGCAAAAGCUUUGUUGGGGAAAAUUUUGGUCAGAAAACUACCAACUGGUGAGAUAUUGAGAGGUAGAAUUGUAGAAACUGAGAGUUAUUUAGGCAAUGAUGAUAAAGCAAGUCAUUCAUACCAAGGCAAAAGAACAAAAAGGAAUGAAGCAAUGUUCUUAUCUCCUGGUACAGCGUAUGUUUAUUCGAUAUAUGGUAUGUAUUACUGUUUUAAUAUUUCCAGUUUGGAAGAGGGAUCCGCCGUUUUGAUCCGAGCUCUUGAACCAAUUGAAGGUUUGUCUAGCAUGAGGGAGUUGAGAUCAGUAAAACGAAAUAAUUCGGCUCUGAAAGACAAAGACUUGUGCAAUGGUCCAUCAAAGUUGUGCCAGGCAUUGAGCAUUGAAAAAGCUCUUCUGAACAAAACUGAUCUGACUCAGUCAGACGAUUUAUGGAUUGAAAGAGAUUUGAUCGCCCAUGAGUUUAAAAUCAUCUGUUGCAAAAGGAUAGGUAUUGACUCAUGUGGUGAUGAGUGGGCGAAUAAGCCGCUAAGAUUUUAUAUUAGAGACUGCAAAUAUGUGAGUAUAAGAAACAAAACGGCUGAAAAUGAACAGCAAUGUUAGUCGU
Messenger RNA from Uloborus diversus, 993 nucleotides. RefSeq lists its product as uncharacterized. Gene Ontology annotation, molecular function: alkylbase DNA N-glycosylase activity; DNA binding. The transcript has a single exon. Gene Ontology annotation, biological process: base-excision repair. NCBI's taxonomy places the organism in Eukaryota, Metazoa, Arthropoda, Arachnida, Araneae, Uloboridae. The record is from RefSeq and is a predicted model, not a curated record. Bases 168 to 989 code for a protein of 273 amino acids.